This is a messenger RNA of Dromaius novaehollandiae (emu), 1672 nucleotides long. RefSeq names its product interleukin 7 (gene IL7). Bases 247 to 834 code for a protein of 195 amino acids. Gene Ontology annotation, molecular function: interleukin-7 receptor binding; growth factor activity. The record is from RefSeq and is a predicted model, not a curated record. NCBI's taxonomy places the organism in Eukaryota, Metazoa, Chordata, Aves, Casuariiformes, Dromaiidae. The transcript has 6 exons. Gene Ontology annotation, biological process: immune response. Gene Ontology annotation, cellular component: extracellular region.
GGCGGAAGCCCCAUGGGAAAAGCAAAGGCCGGCAGAGCCAGAUUCGGGUCUGACAGCGCCGCGCCCCCCCCCGGCAUGCGGCCGGCGGGCCGCCGCUGAGGACAGCCCGGCUCCGCCGCUCGGCCUCCGCGGCUCCGCUCGCCCCUGCGCGGCGCUCCGCAUGCUCCAGGCACCAUGGGCGAGACCGCGCCGCCACCAUGACCGCGGAGCCGCUGGCGAGGCUCCCUGCCACCUCCCCCGCGGACCAUGUUCCAUGCCUUUUUUAGAUCUAUCUUUCGGGUUCUGCCACUAUUCCUUGUUCUGUCACCAGUGAAUUCCAGUAGCUGUACAAUGGGAAACAAAACAACUGAAAUCCGUGUGAAGUAUGAGAAUGUACUAAGCCACGACAUCAAGGAGCUGGUAAAUAUGUCUGCAGAGUAUCAUCGUGAUAGGUGCUGCAAGAAUAAAAAACAUGAAAAUGCCAAAGUGUUCUUCUGCAAUGAUACUCAGGAAAUAGAAUCACUACAGAGUAUGGCGUGCAACAUGCUUAAAUUCUUUCAUAAGCAAAAAAUCAGCAAAGAUUUUAGAUGGAAAGCCGCAUUAGUCUCAUGUGGGACGUUACAAGUUCUACAGUGCAAAUGUGAAAGAAAUAAAAAAGAGAAGAUUUGCCCACAGGUAGAUACACAUAAAGAAGAUACAGAAACAGGUGAACACUCAAAAAAGAAAUGUAACCAAGAAUUUUGUGAACUGAAAGAAAAUAUAUCUAGCCUUCGAUCCUGCUGGAAUAAAUUUGAAAAAAUAAUUUCCAGAAUUCUGAUGGAAAGCUACUGUACCUUGUUCCUGGAGACAGAAUAAUGGCUACAGGAAAGCUGCUGAAGUCCAAGAAGUGGAAACAAAAACCACUGUUUGAAUGAAAGAAGUAUAGAGAAGGCCACGUUCUACUUCAUGCUCUGGAAACUACUUCGAAUUUUCUUAUCUUUUGAGUAACUUUACAGUACCUUAAUAUCAAAGCAUACUUAGGUGUCUACUGCAAUUUAAAAAAAUAUCUUAGCAACUGCAGACCAGGAAAACAGUACGAAAAAGUAGCUGGUUUCUUUAUAUCCAUAUAGAACAUAUCAAGGUCCAAAAUGAACGAUUUACUAAAUAAGCAGCAGCUCUUGAGUCUGUUCUGCUGAUGGAAUAAUGCUUUAAGCAUAGCUGGGGUUGCAUUUAAUGGGUUUGCAAACUGAUUCAGGUUUGAAAAAAUAGGGAAAAGGUUAACUUUUAAAAAAACUUGGGAAGGAGUCCUGGCUUUUGAAAGAUGUAGCACGCUUCUACUCGCUGAAGUAGAAGCAAGACAGUGAGGCCUGUGGAAGGAGGGAAAGGGGAUGCCUGAAUGCAAGUUCGUUCAGCUGACUAGAAACAGCACUAGCUUUGUGCAUUUAGGUAUUCUCUAGUUAGCUGAAGGAGUAGCUGGAAUUGCUUACCUUCAGAUUGUGAUUUCUUGUACACGAUUAUUUUAUAUAACGUUUAAUAUGUUAGACGUGACAAAGUUUGUGAAUAUUUUCAGAGAAUAAUAUAUUGGCAUUUAACUAAUAAAGUGUUCAUAUUUAAUUUUGGAUAAAUAGAGGUAUUUUUAUAGUUGUUUAUAACUCUUUUGCAGUUUCUUACUUUGAUAUUAUAACUCCUUUGGUAAUAAAAUAUUUGUCUUCUA